UCAAAAAAUACUGAUUUCCAAAAAGUUUCUUAUUCCGUAUAAUUUGCUAAGACGGUUGUAGACUUCCCCGGCCAACGGCCAUGGACCAGUUGGAGCAACCGGAGUGCCCAGUUUGUCUGCAGCCAUACGCUGCCGAUUCCGUCGUCCCGCUUGUCCUUCCUUGUGGCCACUCCACCUGCGAAGCCUGUCUCAAGCAGCUCCCCAACCGCUUCCCUCACACUCUCCGCUGCCCAGUCUGUACUCUCCUCUCGAAAUUUUCAAACAGCCCCAUAUCCUUCCCCAAGAACAUCGAUCUUCUUCGCCUUUCAUCCACCCUCCAAGAUCUCCCAUUGAAGCCGAAAAACGUAAUUCCACGAUCACCUCCACCCUGUGACAAUCUCCCACUCCCGUGUCAGUUUAUUAGAAAUUCAUGGUCUUAUGAGUUUUACUCCACAUGGAAAAAAUGGAUCAUCCCAAAAGAUAUUAUUUUAGUUGAAAAAUCAAGUUCCGGAAGUUAUGGUGAAAUAUUUGAUGGAAAAGUUUUGGGGUCCUUCGAGAGUAUUUCAGGUAUGGGUCGUGUUCUGAAAGAGGAAGAAAAGGUGGGUCUUCUUGCAAUUGGGAUUUUUAAGGAUGGAAGUGAGAAAUCCAGGUUUUUAAGGUAUAGUUAUGAGUCAAGAAUUAUGAGUGUUUUGUAUGGAAUGGGAGAAAAAGAGAGAAAUGAAAUGACUUCGAUCUUGAACUUGAGUUUGAGGCUUUGUAGAGCAGGAAAUAUUUAUGGUUUUUGGUACAAUGAUAAUGAUAGUUGUGUUUAUAUGGUCUGCGAGAAUUUUAAUUCAACUGGUUUGUUAAAAUUCUUUGAUAAUGAAGAGGAGGGGAGGUUGAGUAGCGAUAAAAUAAGUGGUUUUGGGAUAGUCAGUACGGAGAUGUGUGAAAUUUUUAGUAGUUUGAUUUCGGAAGGGCUGGUUAUCGGUUGCUUGGAUGUCAAUUGUUUUGUCUUUAAUGACUUUGGUCGUGUUUAUGUUGAUUUGGGUAAGGUUUUGAGUAUGGGAAGGAGAGUGAAUAAGGCAAUGCGAAGAGGACACAAGGAUUCGGAAGUUAGUAUGAAGACCGAGUUACUGGAAAAUCUUGUGUUCAUUAGUCCGGAGAUGUUACUGAAGUUAUUCGGUAAGGAAUUGUUUGAGUUGGAUUGUGGGAAAUCGAUAUAUGAAGUUGGGCCUGGUUCGGAUGUUUGGUCGUUAGCCUGUUUACUCGUUUCUCUUAUUAUUGGCAGCUCUUUUAUUGAAGAAAUGGCAAUUUACGUGGAUUCCAUUGUAAAUGCUGGAAAUGAUGGAAAGGUAUAUUCUUAUGUUAGUUUAUGUGAAGAUUGGAUGGAGAAUGUUGAAACUUCGUUAGGACAUAGAUUGGGCUUAGAAUAUGUAUCUCAAAAGGACUUACUAUGCAGGUGUCUGGAAUUUGAUAUUAGUAAUCGCCCACCUGUUUCUGAACUAUGGAAAUGUCUGAGGGAGUUGGUUAUUAAACCAAGGUUCGAUUUUUGGGUCAGUUUGAAACAUGAAGUAAAGAAAGAAAAAACAGGUCAUUGUAUAGUACUAGGGGAACUCUGUCAGAUAGCAGAGGAAACUAACAAAGAAGAGAUAGAUGGGUUGCAGCAAAAAUACGAAAUCGGUAGAGCUAAUGUGAGCAGAGAUGUUGUCGAGGGCCUUUCUGGGGGCCAUAUCAAAUGUAUUGAUAUGAAGGGUCAUCUUGAUUGUAUUACGGGGCUAGCUAUUGGAGGGGGUUUCCUUUUUAGCUCUUCAUUUGAUAAGAGGGUCCAUGUAUGGUCUUUGCAGGAUUUUACACAUGUACAUACAUUUAAAGGUCAUGAGCAUAAAGUCAUGGCUCUAGUUUUUAUGGACGGAGGACAACCAUUGUGCAUUAGUGGUGAUAAUGAAGGUGUUAUAUGCAUCUGGGAUGCCAGUUUUCCCUUUAAUGAAGAACCAAUAAAGAAGUUGCACGAGCAAAAGGAUUGGCGCUAUAGUGGUAUUCAUGCCCUUGCUGUUUCCAGAACUGAAUAUCUCUACACCGGGAGUGGAGACAAACUGAUAAAAGCAUGGUCUCUGCAGGAUCAUACCCUGUCAUGUGCUAUGAGCGGUCACAAGUCGGUUGUAUCAUCGCUAAUAGUUUGCAAUGGCAUUCUUUAUAGUGGAAGCUGGGAUGGGACUGUCCGCUUAUGGUCUCUUAGUGAUCACAGUCCUUUGGCGGUCUUGGGGGAGGACACACAGAAAAAUGUGACUUCUGUUUUGGCUCUUGCUGCCGACAAUAAUUUGCUGCUUGUGGCGCAUGAUGAUGGCUGCAUAAAGAUGUGGCACGAUGACCUGCUCGUGAAAUCAUUGCAAACUCACAAUGGUGCCGUGUUUGCCGUUAGCAAGAAGGGGAGAUGGCUUUUUACUGGUGGCUGGGACAGGACUAUUAAUGUGCAGGAAAUAUCUGACGUCAGGGAUCAAAUCGAUACCGUGCCUGUUGGUUCCAUUGCUUGUGAUUCUGUCAUAACAGGGGUGAUAUACUGGCAAGAGAAACUGUUUGUGGGACAAUCAGAUAGAGUAAUUAAGGUGUACUAUGGAGUAUAAGCAAAUGAAAUGUUGAACCUGGACUUGUUGGGAGGACUUCUGGUAUUAGAGGUGAUUUAAGCCAAAUGUCGUUACUGUAAAUAAUAUAAAGAAAACUUACAGAACAAUUUUUGAAUCCAUUGUAAAGAUCAGAAUGAAAUCUGUGUAUGUUUAACACUUGCUAAUCUUGUUUUCAUCAUAGUUCCAUUGGGAAUUAGGAUAGACAGUUAAUAAUGUCUUAAUUUAGAUUUAGAUGAAGUUAUUACCUUUUCUC
Messenger RNA from Olea europaea var. sylvestris, 2835 nucleotides. RefSeq lists its product as uncharacterized. The transcript is spliced from 7 exons. Lineage: Eukaryota; Viridiplantae; Streptophyta; Magnoliopsida; Lamiales; Oleaceae. The record is from RefSeq and is a predicted model, not a curated record. Bases 81 to 2582 code for a protein of 833 amino acids. Gene Ontology annotation, biological process: protein phosphorylation. Gene Ontology annotation, molecular function: ATP binding; protein binding; protein kinase activity.